AUGAUGCGCUGCGUGCUGCUUGUGUGUGCCCUCUGCGUGUGGUGUGCCGGCGGGUGUGCGGCAGCCGGCGGCGGGGAGGCGGCGGUGGGGGCGGCGCAGACUCAACACACCAGCAACGUUCCGGGGGACCAGGUGCCGAAGAAGAUUGUUUUGGGGAUGCGUUAUUCAGAAUUGAUGAAGAAGGCGGCUCCACAAAUUUCUGCUAAACAGAAUUACACAGAGGAAGGUAUUACUGUGGCCCCCGGUACUCCCGAAGAUGCGGAAAAGGCCAGAAAGCCUACAAGUUCUUGGGCCCAAAGAGGUCUUAAGAGCAAACCCGAGAAAAAGGUGGAAGAAGUCACAGAGGUGAAAAAAUCAGAAGUGGAAGACCAGCGCAGCCAUACAGAGAAUUUAAGUGUGGCGGAGACACAACACACAGAAACGGCUCCCAGAGAGCAGGAACACGUUGCUGAUCGUGUAGCAGCGCCACUGCAAGAAAAAGAAGAAGCACACCACCUCAAGGAAACGAAGCUCAACGAGCAAACUGGUAAGGAAGCCAGCAGUUCCUCAUCAUCCAGCAUCAAACCUGAAGAGGAAGUGAAGUCUCAGCAAGAGGCACCGAAAGCAGAAACUGUCAGUAACACCGACCCGCAUAAGGAUGUGCAGAGUACGGCUCCCCAGCAGCAUUCCAAUAAAGAGAACAACCCUCGUGCUGUUAGUGUCCCUGCAAAGGAUAUUGAAACCUCGUCACCUGUUGCUGCGGAUCCCGCUCCUGCACCUGUGCCCGAAAAGGAGCGUAACACAGCUGCUGUCAGUGAGGCGACAAACAGCAACCCUGCCACCACUGCUGCUGCUCCAGAAGUUGAGAACGUGAAGGACACGAAGAAUGCGGACAGCAGCGUCAGUCCUGUGUGGGUGCAUGCACCGCUGCUUCUGCUGACGUUGUUUGCAGUGACGGCUGUGUGA
Trypanosoma grayi is the source of this 945-nucleotide messenger RNA. RefSeq lists its product as hypothetical. The record is from RefSeq and is a predicted model, not a curated record. Lineage: Eukaryota; Euglenozoa; Kinetoplastea; Trypanosomatida; Trypanosomatidae. Bases 1 to 945 code for a protein of 314 amino acids. The transcript has a single exon.